AUGCAGGUAGCUGGGGCUCUUAAGCAAAAAGGUAACGCAUGCUUCAACAACGGGGACAUUGAUGGCGCAGCAGCAGCCUACCAAGAAGCCAUUGGCCUUCUAUUGCAGGAGAAGAAGGGGAAGAAGAUGCCGGAGGAAAAGAAUGGCGUCACACAUGACAUUGUCGGUGGUGCCGGGGAGUUGCUUGCAGUUUUGUAUUCAAAUUUAAGUAACCUUUAUAACAUUAAAGGAGAUUAUGAGGUGAGCUGGAAAGCUGCUCAGCAGGCGACGAUUUACGAUCCCACCUUUGCAAAGGGGUGGCUCCGUUACAUACAGGGAAGGCGAAUGGACGGAUACCCCUUUGAGGCCUUCGUGACGCUAUUGCGACGGCUUCGACCUCUACUACGGAACUCUGCACCGUCCACUCUACCGAAGCAAAUUGCGGGUGAUGUGGCGCUGGUGGAGGCACCACUAUACGAUGAUUUGGGUCUCUCCAGGGUGUUGCCUCACAUUGAGCUGGAUGAAUAUGAGGGUGGUGUUGGCAUUGUCGCUCGCAGGGCGGUGAAACCCAACGAAAUUAUUCUCGUGGAAAAACGGUUUGAAACCUCCUUUGCAGAAAUGGAUCUCGGCGCCCAGAGCGAUCUGACAACCAUGGGGAUUGUAACUCACUUUGCAAAGAAAAUGUAUCCGCACCAGUGUUCUCAUUCGGAGACAUGGGUUCGGUUUAACAAGCAGUUCAAGGGCUGCUGGCCACGCCGUCCAGAGGAAAUCUCGGCUGACGUUCGAAGUGAGCUUUCUCAUGCACUGCGAAGCCAGCUACCCGAGAUGGGUGACGAUGACUUUGAAUCGCUAUUUACUCUGGCAGUCAUUUGUCGGUACAAUUGUUUUCACUCCGGUUUUUUUCGUGCGUGCGCAUUGGCCAACCACAGCUGCCACGCGAAUGCCGCCAUGAAGUACAACCCGGAGGAUGAGACGGUAACACUUAUUGCCGUGCGGCCUAUAAGUGCUGGGGAUUUUGUGAAUGUCAAAUACCUCAGAAACGCCCACUUCCUU
Trypanosoma cruzi is the source of this 1032-nucleotide messenger RNA. RefSeq lists its product as uncharacterized. The annotation marks the transcript as partial. The transcript has a single exon. Lineage: Eukaryota; Euglenozoa; Kinetoplastea; Trypanosomatida; Trypanosomatidae. Gene Ontology annotation, cellular component: extracellular region. Gene Ontology annotation, molecular function: neuropeptide hormone activity. The record is from RefSeq and is a predicted model, not a curated record.